AUGUACGAAGACGCGCCGAUGUUGGAAGAGCAUGCGCGUUCGCAUGAAGAAGGUGAACAGUGUCCGUUGUGCUCGGAUCGAACACUGAAACUCACUGAACACCUGAUUCAGGAGCACAAAAUUGCCGAGUCGGCCGUCGAACGAUUGCUUGCCGUGCAUCGACCCGAAACAUCAAACUCGGGCAACUUCACCUAUCGUUGCGCUCAAUGCACAAUGGCGUUUCGUACGGAAAACGCGCUCCGAUCGCACUCGAUUUUACACCUGUUUGCGCCAACCCAACGAUGUUCACUUUGUCAAAAGAUGUGCGCUAACGAUGAUGAGCUGAAGAGCCACAUGGAAAGUGAUCAUCCGCAAGACGACGAAACAGCCCGAUGUGAUUUGUGUGCGGAGACGUUCACGUCACGAACGGCGCUCAUCACCCAUAUCAACUCGGUACGGCAUCUGCACAGGGCCAAGAAACAGCUUGAAGCUCAGGGAUCUGUCGAUCUAAGCAGCCAGGUAAGCCUAUUAACGGAUCGAUAA
Molecule: messenger RNA, 522 nt
Organism: Ostertagia ostertagi
Lineage: Eukaryota; Metazoa; Nematoda; Chromadorea; Rhabditida; Trichostrongylidae
Source: the annotation of a GenBank genome assembly